CAAAGACCCAUCACUCAAGCUAAAAUGGCAGACGCCAAACCUUCAUCUGCACCACAAGACUUAAUGGAGACUACUCUAACACGACUUGAGGAUAUCUUCAAGGAAGUUUGGCUGAAACUGAGUCACAGACAGGCAGAGAUGGGAGGGAGGAGUGGAAGUAUAGGCCCAUCGCACCACUUACCAAUCAGAGCUGAGUACCCUACAUCGUGUCCUGCACAGCAGAUCGAAUCUGCAAACAUGAGCCAGAAGAUCACAAAUAACAAGUCCUGA
Messenger RNA from Pelobates cultripes (western spadefoot toad), 270 nucleotides. NCBI's taxonomy places the organism in Eukaryota, Metazoa, Chordata, Amphibia, Anura, Pelobatidae. The record is from the annotation of a GenBank genome assembly.